AUGUCAAUAAAGUUUUUCCUCCGGGACAUGGCCCUCUGCUGUUCUGAUAGAAGGUGUGGGGGAGGAGAACUUUUCGUGAUCGAAGGAGUAAAAACUUUUAGUACCGGAGUAUAUAGGGAGCGAGAGAGGGGAAGCCCGUGGGCCUACUGGAGGCCGAACCUCUUUGCGGCCCCAGGAUUCCAAUCUGCGGCCGGUCAAAGGCUUUUAUAG
Messenger RNA from Nezara viridula (southern green stink bug), 210 nucleotides. The record is from the annotation of a GenBank genome assembly. NCBI's taxonomy places the organism in Eukaryota, Metazoa, Arthropoda, Insecta, Hemiptera, Pentatomidae.